GUGUGUUGGGGGCGUGUACAAAUCUUGCGAUGUAAACAAGAACGCAAAAGACAGGUCUAACAGUGUUCACACCACCACGGGCAUUUCUAGAGCGUCACAUCCCGCAUCAAGCAUUAGUUGAUUCUGGCUAACAGCUAUGAACCUCCCCGUCACUGUCAAAGUGAACUUUAGGGGCAACGUGAAGAAAUUUCCAGUCUUGGACACGAACAAAGCACAGUGGGAGACUGUGGAGGCCUGGAUAAAAACUACAUUCGGCCUGAUCCAUUUUCAAGUGAAAUAUUUUGACGAGGACAACGAGGAGGUGUGCAUAAACUGUCAAGAUGAAUAUACAGAAGCUCUAAAGACUGCAUUUAAGCAGGCCAACCAGCUACACAUGAAUGUCUAUAAGAUGAAGGGUCAGGCGGAGGGUGGUGCAGUGAAGGCAGAGCUGAAAGAACUAAAGAUAGAUCCUAGACCAGCUCCGCCGUAUCGAGCAAGGGUCAAGAUGGCAGACAAGGAGACCCAGGUGACCCCCGAGCGGGACUCGGUUGUGGCCAAAGAAAACAAAGGGAUGAAAACCGAUGAGGAAGCAGUACCAGCAUGGUUUAAAUCCUACAUGGACAGGUUCAAAGAUCAGGUUGUAAGGGAGGUGGUGGACAGGAUGUGUAGUGAGUUUUCUGCCCAGUGUUGCACACACAGAGCCUCAGAUCCUCCUGCAGAGGAACCGAGCACCUCUGGCACACAGAAAGCUACAAGCUCCACCACACUAAGGGCCUCUAGUUCAACUCUAAAUUGCAGUAGUUGCAAAGGACCAGCCACUGGAGGAGGAUAUCAGUGCAGCGUUUGUCCAUCAUGCAUCUUAUGUGAGCCAUGUAGUCAUAAACACGAUCCCAGCCACAACCUAAAGAGAACAAGGACUCCUUUGUCUGUUCCUGAACGUGGAGUCACUCCGGAACCCAGGUUUCUGAGGCGGGGUGACAGGACGGUGCGUAAGGCAGAGAGACAGCGGCUGAAAGCUGAGCGGAGGCAGCUGAAGGCCGAGGUGAAGGAGAUCAAGAAGAAGCUGAGGCUGGAGAAGAGAGGUCUGCUGUGGAGUGGAGCCUCCAAUGGGACCGGCAGCUCAGGCCUUGCCCCCGCUCCCGCCACAUCUCUAGGCCCAGGACCAGCCCCAGCUCCGGCCCUGUGCCCAGACCCUCAAACAUCCAGUCCAGACUUCAAGGAAAAGACAGACACUGAACAAAGCUGUUCUGACGAUCCUCUGUGCACUCAAACCAGGGGUCCCAAGGUCUCCUGCUCCACCUUGGUGCCCACAAUGACUGCCUUGUUUCUGGAUGAGAAUCUACCAGAUGGCACUUGUCUGGAGCCAGGCACCAAGUUCAUCAAGUACUGGAAGAUGAGGAACACUGGCAACAUCAGCUGGACUUCGGAUACCAAGUUGAAGUUUAUGUGGGGCAACCUGACCCUGGGCUCACGGGAGCAAAAAGAAGUCGCGGUGCCCUUUCUGCAGCCAGGUCAGAUUGGUGUGGUGAGUGUGGCAUUUGUGGCGCCUCUGCUGGAAGGCACCUACACAUCUCACUGGCGCCUGGCACACUGCGGGGUGCAGUUUGGGCCCAGAGUGUGGUGCAGCAUUAUAGUGAUGGCAAAUGCAGAGCGGAAACCCACCCAUUGCAGCAAAUCACUGAGGACCGAUCUUUGUCUUAUGAGGAAAGAUGGCGUGUUCUGGUCAGGCACCAGAGAUUGUGAGGUGUCUACCAGAUCUCGGAGAGAAUACUACAUCCCCUCUGUGGACUUAUUGACGGCACAGGAUCUGUUGUCUUUUGAGUUACUGGAUAUAAACAUUGUGCAAGAAUUGGAGAAAGUCCCAGCCAACACUCCAGCUGAUAUGACCCCCUGCGUAUCUUCACCGCUUCAUCAUGGACCCUUGUUUGGAAAGCCUGGCACAGGGCUAAGCAAAGUCGAGGCUGCACAUUCAGGCAGGAAAAAAAGUCAAGUGUUGCAGCCUCCGAGACAGAAUGAACUUCUGGACAUUCCCGGCAAUGAGGAAGGAGAUGAAGACAUCAGUGGGACCCAGUUUGUGUGCGAGACUGUGAUUCGUUCUCUUACUCUUGAGGAACCAGAGCGCAAGCCUAAACGCAGGGCUUGGCCCAACCUGAAGAGGCAUGAUGUUCACGACACUGCUAGAUUUCAGGAGAGAUCAUUACUGGUGAAGAACGACAGACCUUUGACAAUCAUAAACAGCCCUGAGGCUCCAGUCCCAGUGCCAAAGCCAGUUAAAACAGAGGAAACUGUCAUGCCAGUCUUUUCGGAAGCAUUGAUUGGCUCAAAUGAAAACCUCUAUACGGACCCUGCUGCACAGGAUGAGAAUGAAGAGGAAGUGGAACAAAAGGGACAUGAAAAUGAUCAAGAAAAAGACGAAGAAGCAGGAGAGUGGGAUGAGGUGAGCAGUCAGGUGUCCUCUGCCUCAUCAGAGGACUACAUUGUCAUCCUGCCUGACUGCUUCGAUACUUCCAGGCCCCUGGGAGAAUCGAUGUAUAGCUCAGCAAUGUCCCAGCCUGCAGUCCCUCUUGCCAAAGAGCCAGAGGCACCGCAAAUCCCAAGCAAGGCUGAAGGAGAGAACGAGGAGCCCAUCCCUGUUCCAGCUCUUCAAAACAGCCUGAACCAGAUGCUCUGCACCUCUCAGAUACUGGACACUCCUCCACUAAUUCCAGAGACGGUUCCUUCGCCCAUAGCUCUAUCGCCACCCCCAUCUCUUCGAACACACAGAUCAGGGAAAUCUCAUGAUCUUGAGUCAGGACCAGGGGCCUCUGAAGACAACACCUCAUAUCAACUUGACGAUGACUCAAGUGGUGGGUUUCCACGUCUCGUGUCAGUUGUCAGAAGAAAAAAAAAUUGUUGCAGAUCAGCUCAUUUAGAGGCCCCUGUUAGUGCCUUUGAGACCUGCGGCUCCCAGGAUCUCAGGGCACAUCAUGGUGGUCUGACAGAGGGGCUGGUGAAGGGAGCGCUCUCUGUGGCUGCCUCUGCUUAUAAAGCACUCUUUACAGGCCAGAACACACCUGCACAGCGGCCUGCUGUUGACCCAGCCUGUGAGGAUGCCUCCAUGAUGGCUGUAUUACAGGAGAUGGGUUUCAGUAACAAGCCGCUCAAUCAGAGGUUGCUGAGGAAGCAUAACUAUAAUUUGCUUGAUGUGGUCAACGAGCUGGUGCAGUUGACUGACAGCGAAUGGCACAUCUCUAGACACUAGGAAGCACAGCGCAACCUCAAUAAAGUAUACGAAUUGUAAAUGGUUUCAUCAUGUUGCAGCAUUCUGUCAGAACGGGAGUGAGGUGAUGGUAAAAUAUUGAAAUGAUCUCUGAUGUUCUUUUGUUAGAGAAAUAGUUUGGACUCUAGAAAAAAAGAGAAAUGUAUCACUAUAACAGACCAUAGCUGCAAUGAUGCAAUUACUUGAUUGUACAAUUUUAGUUUCAUGUUUAUAUAGGACAUUAUGAAUGAGGAAACAACAAAGUUUAAUAAGCAGUCUUAAUGCUUUCUUUCUUCGGUGUGUGUGCCCAACUUACACGUACAGACUGCUGUUAGUUACGCUUCAGGUAUAUUUUGUACUGCUUGAUUAGAUACAAGGAUAAAUUGGAGACAAUGUCUAGAGCACUUUGGAUGCCUCUCAGAGGAAAGAUAUAAAAAGAAAAGCCUGUAUUGAUUUUUUUUUUUUUGUCACAGUGACCUCUAUAUUUGUAUAUCUUAUUUUAAAUCACACUAAUUCAUAUGGCACACUAAGGUGUUGGGCUGCCAAACAUAGGAAUGUGCAAUGAGUGUUUUAGUCAUGCUUGAUUGAGUCAUAGUGAUUGAUUGGUCAAAGUUUUUGCUAGGCACCAGUUUUGGUCAUUUUUUUUUAUGUGCAAUGUGUUACUAUGAACUGAAGGCUUAUCAACAUGGCGUUUUGUGUCCAGCAUAGUGAAUAAAAAAAAAAACAUUCCAUUUA
This is a messenger RNA of Carassius gibelio (silver crucian carp), 3952 nucleotides long. RefSeq names its product NBR1 autophagy cargo receptor a (gene nbr1a). Gene Ontology annotation, cellular component: phagophore assembly site. Bases 137 to 3220 code for a protein of 1027 amino acids. Gene Ontology annotation, biological process: macroautophagy. The record is from RefSeq and is a predicted model, not a curated record. Gene Ontology annotation, molecular function: ubiquitin binding. The transcript is spliced from 21 exons. Lineage: Eukaryota; Metazoa; Chordata; Actinopteri; Cypriniformes; Cyprinidae.